UUCUCUGUAAUUCACUCGCCGGCAUAAAAGAGGAGGCAAAGAGGACGAAGACACAGCAUCAGGAGUGAAAAAUGAAGGGACGUCAAGGAGAGAGAGUUAGAUUGUAUGUUCCAGGAACAGUCCUUGGUUACAAGAGGUCGAAGUCGAACCAGUACCCCAACACUUCUCUCGUCCAGAUUGAAGGUGUGAACACUACAGAGGAGGUUACAUGGUACAAGGGAAAGCGUAUGGCUUACAUCUACAAGGCGAAGACAAAGAAGAACGGUUCUCAUUACCGUUGCAUCUGGGGAAAAGUCGCUAGGCCUCAUGGUAACAGUGGUAUUGUCCGUGCUAAGUUCACUUCAAACCUGCCACCAAAGUCUAUGGGAGCUAGAGUGAGAGUGUUCAUGUACCCUAGCAACAUAUGAGUUUGAUAUCAUGAUGCAGGAAGGUGUUUGAAGACAUGGGUUUCAUUUCAGAAGUAUCAGAAGAAAGCUCCCCUUGUUAUUUCUCAGAAGCUAUAGUUUAUCUUUUAUUCACUUUUUGUUCUAGACUUAUGUCGGUUUUGUUCACCUCUAGACCAAGUAAAACUUCAUUUUUGAUGAAAUUCGAGCACAAAAAAAAAGAUCUAAGUGAGUACACAAUUUGUCUUCUCUACUAUAAGUUUAAUUAGACUGGUUCUUGAAGUUAUUUUCAACCAUUUUAAGUUUA
Eruca vesicaria subsp. sativa (arugula) is the source of this 690-nucleotide messenger RNA. Lineage: Eukaryota; Viridiplantae; Streptophyta; Magnoliopsida; Brassicales; Brassicaceae. The record is from the annotation of a GenBank genome assembly.